Molecule: messenger RNA, 2283 nt
Organism: Salvia miltiorrhiza (redroot sage)
Lineage: Eukaryota; Viridiplantae; Streptophyta; Magnoliopsida; Lamiales; Lamiaceae
Product: U-box domain-containing protein 19-like
Exons: 1
Coding region: 1-2028 (675 amino acids)
Biological process (GO): protein ubiquitination
Cellular component (GO): nucleus; cytoplasm
Molecular function (GO): ubiquitin-protein transferase activity; protein binding
Source: RefSeq, a predicted model, not a curated record
AUGGUCCAAAAUUCCGACGAAUUCCGCCGCCGGAUUCUGAGUUUUCCGGCGAUUCGUCCCUGCGAAUCCGUCUCCUUCCCAACCCUCCUCGCUUCUCUGAUCAAUCUCAGCCGCUCAAUAUGCAGCUUCAAAUCGAAAACAUUCUUCACAAACAAGCAAAACGCCGCGAAUUCGAUCCGCCUCAUCGAAGCCCUCCUCGUCUUCCUCGAAGAGCUCCGAGAUGACACGUGGCCGAGCUUCGAAGAUUCCUCCACGGUUUCACUAUGCCUCUCCGAACUCCACUUCAUCUUCCAGAAGCUUCGGUUCCUUCUCCACGACUGCGCCAGAGACGACGCCAGGCUGUGGAUGCUGCUCAAAUCCGAGGAAGCCUCCUCGCAUUUCCGCCUCCUCCUCAACUCCGUCGCGGUGGCUCUCGACGUCCUCCCGCCUCCUGAAUCCGACGCCGAGGCGCGCGAGCUGCUGGAGCUCAUGCGGAAGCAGGCGGCGGAGUCGAAUCCCGAAGUGCGGAGAGAGGACCGGCGCGCGAAGAGGAGGGUCCUCCGCAUCACGCGCCGUUUCGGGCGCGGGAUCGCGCCCGAACCGGCCGACCUGAGACGGGUGCUCGAGGAUUUGAGGAUCGGGAGCUGGGGCGAAUGCGGCGACGAGAUCAAGUGUUUGGAGAGUGAGUUCGGACAAGAAUGCGGUACUGCUGAGAAAAGGGCUGUCCCUUUUAUCAGCAGUCUGAUCGCAUUCUUGGUCUAUUGUAGAUGCACGAUUUUCUCGAGCAUCGAGAGGCGAAAGAACCGGCCGGUUCUAUGCGAAACUGACGAUCGGUCGGUUAAGGUUUUGAACCCCGACGAUUUUAGGUGCCCGAUCACCAUGGAGAUCAUGAGCGAACCGGUGACUUUGUCGACCGGUCACACGUACGACCGAUCUUCGAUUCUCAAAUGGUUCAGUUCGGGCAAUCACACUUGUCCUGUGACCGGUGAGAAGCUCAUGAGCGUGGAUUUAGUCCCGAAUCUUGCACUGAAGCAUCUCAUUAUCAAAAAAUUUCAAGAAAAUAGAAUCCAAUUCGAUGAAUCGAGACCGUCGUCAAUGUCUGUUGAUGCAGGAAGUGUAGCGGCGGAGCAGGCCAUGGCUCUGCUCGCUAACUUCCUGGUCAGAAGGCUGGUGGUAGGGACGAAUGAGGAACAGAAUAAGGCCGCAUUCGAGAUACGUCUGCUUACCAAAACAAGCCCUUUUAACCGAUCUUGUUUCGUCGAAGCAGACGCUAUCCCGUCUCUACUAGGCCUGAUUCGGUCAACCGAUCAGGCAUUGCAGCGUAACGCGAUAGCCGCAUUGGUUAACUUGUCAAAGCAUCCCAGGAGCAAGAAGAUCAUAGUGGAAGAUAAGGGAUUGGAGUUCGUAGUCGAGAUCUUGAACGACGGUCUGACUGGGGAAGCGCGCCAGCAUGCAGCUAGUGCGCUAUUCUAUCUUUCCUCGGUUGAAGAUAAUCGGAGGAAGAUAGGGCGGGCCCCAGGGGCCAUCCAGGGCCUCAUAGGUGUCCUCAGGGAUGGGGAGGACCGUGGGAAGAAGUGUGCGCUGGCCGCAAUCCUAGGCCUCCUCAUGCACCCUGAGAACCACUGGAGGGUGCUAGCAGCAGGACUAGUCCCACUGCUAGCGAAUCUUUUGAGAUCUUUUGAAAAUGAAGAUCUCGUAGCAGAUUCUCUGACUGUGUUGGCCGCACUCGCUACCCGAGUUGACGGAGCGGUGGCCAUCGUCAGUGCCGAGAUUCUGCCGAUCACAGUGCAGAUUCUCAACUCUUCCAACUCGAGAAGCGCCCGAGAAUACAGCGUGUCGUUGCUGCUGUCUUUAUGCAACAACGACGCGACAGACGUGGUUCCAAUUUUAGUAAAGAACUCGUCGCUGAUGGUGUCGCUCUACUCGUUGAUCGCCGACGGCUCGCCGCGGUUGAGCAAGAAAGCGGCGUCGCUCAUUAGGAUUCUUCAUGCUUUCAAUGAGAAGAGCUCUACGUCGCUAGAUCAAGAACAAUUUGUUCGUGUGUGGUGAUCGAAUAUUUUAGCAUUGCCACACACUUGAUUUCAUUACAAUUAAGCAUCAAUAAUGUGUAUAUGAUGCUUUAUUUUAUUUUAUUUUUUUCUUGGAUGGUGGCAUGAGCUCGAGUUUUUGAAGAGCUUUUGUUACUAAGUUGCUUCUGGUUUUUUUUAUGAAGCAACCGAUUCUUUUUACUCUGUGGUUAUUAAUCUUAUAUUAUCAUUUCUCAGUACAAGAUUAAAAUGUGUCACAUUUUAUCAAUUUCAUGGA